This is a messenger RNA of Cutaneotrichosporon oleaginosum, 1595 nucleotides long. RefSeq lists its product as uncharacterized. Gene Ontology annotation, molecular function: alpha-tubulin binding. Gene Ontology annotation, cellular component: cytoplasm. Lineage: Eukaryota; Fungi; Basidiomycota; Tremellomycetes; Trichosporonales; Trichosporonaceae. The record is from RefSeq and is a predicted model, not a curated record. Gene Ontology annotation, biological process: post-chaperonin tubulin folding pathway; microtubule cytoskeleton organization; tubulin complex assembly.
AGCUCACCCAGUUGCUUCUUGCAUCUUGGUUUUGCAUCACGUCCGCACAUCAUCGAUCUCUCCCUCUCCUGCUACUCAACUUUUCGUCAUGUGCGAGUACGCAGUCGGCAGGCGGUACCUCAACGCACGAACGCGUGCUCCCCUGACGUUGCGCUAUAUUGGCGCGCUACCCGGCCUUGACUCGACGUGGCUCGGCGUCGAAUAUGACGACCCAACCCGUGGCAAGCAUUCUGGCGAGUACAACAGUGUGCAAUUCUUUCGCUGUCAUCCCGGUGCCGGCGCCUUUAUCAAGUACUCUUCCGCGUCGCUACCGCUGGUCGAGGGCGCUGACCUCGUGGCGGCGCUCGAGGAUCGCUAUGGAGGAUUGGAAGGAGAAGGGGCCAACGGAAGGGAAGGCGCCGACGUCGUGCUUCUUGGCGACUCGCGGAUUGUCGUUGAGGCGCCGGGGAUGCGAGAUGUCGUGAGGCGAAUUGGGCGGCUCGAGCGGCUGCGCGAGGUAGGCUUCGAGAAUGAGUGGGUGUCCCGACUUGGAGGGAGCGAACGUCAGCGUAUCGUUCUCAAACAGCGGUUGAAAGGCGUUCGCGCUCUGGACUUGUCGAGGAACCUCAUUGCAACCUGGAGUGAUGUUGGAGACAUCGCCUCGCAUCUUACGGGGCUCAGAGUGCUCAUCCUGAACCACUCACGAAUUCAAGAUGUCAGCUCUAUCGCCUCCGAAGAGCAGAAGAGGCUUCGCGAUUGCUUUUCAACAGUCUCAGAGCUGCAUCUCGGCAAAUCGGCACUCAGCUGGGCCGAGGCGGUGGACGUAGCUUCACUCUUCCCCUCCCUUGAAACGCUGUUUCUUAACCACAACUCUGACAUCGUAACCCUUUCCCCUCGUCAUGAUCAAAAUGUCAAGGCUGCGAUGGCCCGCCUGAAGGUCCUUAGCAUUGAUGGGUGCGGUGUUGACUCGUGGUCGAAUGUCGCUUGUGGUCUCUCCGCCCUUCCAUCACUCACAACGGCUCAGCUCUCUGAACUCGGUAUCCGCAGUAUCUCACCUCGCGGAUCCGCACCCGCCUUCCCGUAUCUCACGGGCCUCACGCUCGUUGACACUCACAUCUCCAUGUGGGCAGACAUUGACCGCCUCGACGAUUGGACUAGCGGGCGGUUACAGAAACUUCGUAUUUCCUGCGCCGGUUGCGAAGACGGAGUGCCCAAGCAAAACACCGAUCCAUUGCGUAUGAGUGGAGACGUGCGAUCGGAUAGGCCACUUCUCAUCGCAAAGCUGGCUGCGCUGAAGUCAUUAAACGGGUCCAAUGUCACCUCAGCCGAACGCUGGGACUCGGAGCUAUUCUACAUUCACUACGUCGAUCGCCUACCAGCAGCUGAGCGUGAUGCCUGGGGUCGGUACACGGAGCUCAUACAAAAGCACGAUGUUGGACCCAAGGCCCCCCCACUCAAAGUAUCAUCCAACCUCAAAUCCAAGAUGAUCAGUAAGUCUGCCCCAGAUCGUCACUGAUCGAAGACCUGAACGUCAUUCCUCCCAAUGGCAUGACAAUGACUCUUCGCCUUUUACCUUCCGCUACGGCUGCCUCGCUUCAAAAGCGCGUGGCACGCCA